Molecule: messenger RNA, 492 nt
Organism: Entamoeba dispar SAW760
Lineage: Eukaryota; Evosea; Mastigamoebida; Endamoebidae
Exons: 2
Coding region: 1-492 (163 amino acids)
Source: RefSeq, a predicted model, not a curated record
AUGAAAGCAAAUAAAAAUGAACUGAGAAAAAAAAAUAAAGAAGAAAUGAACAAAGAACUGACUGAGAUUAAUGAAUGGAAUAAUGGAACAAAAUUAUUUACUGAUAAUGUGACAUUGAAAGAUGUAAUUACAAAGUAUUUCCAACCAGAAUUAGAAAAGCCUUUUCAAGAGAAGAAAGAAUUAUAUGGGUCAUUAAUUGUAGAGAAUCAAACAGAUGUACACCAACUUCUAAAACAACUAGCAACACAACAAAUCAAUACAAAUAGUCGACAAAGUGAAAUAGAAAGUUCAAUCGAAACACCAAUGAGUUUUAUUAAAGAAGAAAUAAACAAAUACCACAACCAAAUAGAGAAGUUGUAUGAACUAAACAUCAUCACAGAAAAUGAAUAUACAGAAUAUUGCACAUAUCUGAAACGAAUGGAAGAAAUGAAUAAUAAACAAAAUGAGAAUAUCAAGAAACUAACAAAAAGAGAAGUUGAUAAUAAGAAAUAA